AAUAGUAGCGGUUUAGUUCAAAUUGCGUGGGUCUUCUUGUGCGUAGCGGCAAAUUGUAUUGAAAUUGAAAACAUUGGGACUGCAGUUUGUGGGUUGACCAUAAAGCCGCACAUCUUCCGAUAAGAAGCGACUUUACAAUCGCCUCUAUUCAUUUCAAUUGGAGCCAAUUUUUCGGGCAUGCUGGGAUAGCUGGUGAGGCGAGUGGAGGAGCUACCUUGAAGGGAGAACAUGGUGCGAUAACCAAUCAGAUUAAAGAUUUGACGUGUAAACGGUGUUCGAUUUCAAAUUUUAUUGAAAAUACGAUCAAUAUGCUUUGAACGAACACUGUUUUAAAAAUUCAAAACACGCACACAAGCUGUUGAUUGUGUGAGGGGAGGGCGAUGCCAGGCGAACUUGUCGGAGGACGUGUGGCUUUACCCUGACACGGUGAAGGCACACAAACAUUCAGUUAAACGUUCAGUUCCCUAGCCGUGGCCCUACUGCUUUAUAUGACAGCUAUACUUAACCAGUUUUUGAUAAUCAGUCACUGACUAGACAUAUUACUGUGGAAGAAAAGCCACCCGCAUCUGUUAUUUAUUGUGUUUGACAAGGCUGCAUGAAUCAUCAUGACAUUUUUAUGAAUGAGUAAUGUUAAUGAAUUAAUAAUGCCAGUGGAAGCUACGCUGUGCUUUCGAAAGAGUCGAACUCCACAUCGAACUUCAAGGAAUGCGGUAUUUUAUUUCUUGUUGGGUCUUUUCAUUUUUAAAAAGCAUUUUACACUUCCACAAAUGUCACAAGCAUGCACAUGUGUGUAAGGACUGACGUAAAGUACCGUAAAACUGGGAUAGACUCUACCUCCACCCUCCUCAAUUCCCAUCCCAUGUUAUCUGCGGCGUACAAUGGGUUAUUCAUGUAAACAUUCCCUGUUUACAUCUGAAAAGAAAAGCCGUCUGGAAAGAUGCCAGGGGGAAGGAGGACUGCGCAAGACGCAAUUCCAACGGGUCGCAAGUGGCUCGUAACCUCGAAAGCAACCCCGCGCUGCACUCCGGAAAACGCUUCUCACGACGUCUCAGUGUUGGCGACAGCUCCAAGAGCGGAGGAGGGAAGGAACUAAUUGUUACGACCUUCUGUAGGAAGACCUGCAUCAUGUAUGGGAAGAAAACAAACAAACAGGAAAACUGGGAUUAAGAUCAGCAUCCCUGUUCACGUUCCUCUUGCUGACGGCGUCACAAAUAUUCUGGGCAAAACCAAUGUGGGCGUGUCCAGGUUCCAGUGUGCCCAGAUGACCAAUCAGGUGCUCGAGAGCAUCAGCAUCAUCGACACACCUGGAAUCCUGUCAGGGGCCAAACAGAAAGUGAGCAGAGGCUAUGACUUCUCGGAGGUGCUGCGCUGGUUCGCCGAGCGGGUGGACCGCAUCGUGCUGCUGUUCGACGCGCACAAGCUGGAGAUCUCGGACGAGUUCUCGGAGGCCAUCGGCGCGCUGCGGGGCAACGAGGACAAGCUGCGCGUGGUGCUGAACAAGGCGGACAUGGUGGGCACGCAGCAGCUGAUGCGCGUCUACGGCGCCCUCAUGUGGUCGCUGGGCAAGGUGUUCGGCACGCCCGAGGUGCUGCGCGUCUACAUCGGCUCCUUCUGGUCCGAGCCGCUGAUGGUGACCGAGAACCGGCGGCUGUUCGAGCUGGAGGAGGAGGACCUCUUCGCCGACAUCCAGCACCUCCCGCGCAACGCCGCCCUGCGCAAGCUCAACGACCUGGUCAAGAGGGCGCGGCUUGUUAGGGUUCACGCCCACAUCAUCAGCUACCUGAAGCAGGAGAUGCCCUCGGUCUUCAGGAAGGACAACAAGAAGAAGAACCUGAUCUACCAGCUGCCCGUCAUCUUCUCCAAGAUCCAGCUGCAGCACCACAUCUCUGCGGGAGACUUCCCCGACUGUGCCAAGAUGCAGGAGAAGCUGAUGGUCCACGACUUCACCAAGUUCAAGGCGCUGAAGCCGGGCCUGAUGGCGGCGCUGGACGAGCUCCUGACCUCCGACAUCGCCAAGCUGAUGCCCCUGCUCAAGCAGGAGGAGAUGGAGGCGGGGGUGCAGCCGGGGGUGCAGGGCGGGGCCUUCCUGGGCACGCGGGCGGGGCCCUUCCUGGAGGGCGACCCCUUCGCCCAGGCGGAGGAGAACGGGGAGGAGGGGGGCGGCGGCGAGGACGACGACGAGGACUGGGUGGUGACCAAGGACAAGCCCAAGUACGACGAGAUCUUCUACAACCUGUCGCCCAACGAGGGCAAGCUGAGCGGCACCAAGGCCAAGGGCUGGAUGGUGAGCACCAAGCUGCCCAACUCGGUGCUGGGCCGCAUCUGGAAGCUGUCGGACGUGGACCGCGACGGCAUGCUGGACGACGAGGAGUUCGCCCUGGCCAGCCACCUGAUCGAGGUGAAGCUGGACGGGCACGGGCUGCCCCCGGAGCUGCCUGCCCGCCUGGUGCCCCCCUCCAAGCGCCGGCACAAGGGCUCCGACGCCUAGAGAGACCCCGCCCCCACCCUCCUCCCAGCCCCCGCCCUCCCAAACCUGCCCCCCCCGCCUGCGUCUUGCCGCGGGGGGGCUGACACUCAAUCCCCUUCACCCCAAUGCAUUCCCAGCCAGCACGCAAAAAAACACAACUUCAGCACUUUUACUUUUCUCUAAGGCUGUAGUGAACUAUGUCACAACAACAUCUUUUAAACCUUUAUUGUUUUCUUUCAGGCCGUGCGAUGUUAUGGAAACACGAUCGUGUGUGUUUUUUUUUUGGGCCGCACAUGGUUUGUAAAAAUGUUUUUCUGUGUGAUCCGUAUGUGUGGUCCAGGCUAACAGUAUUCCCAUCACAGCAGAAACUUUUUGGGUGUGGGUUUAAAAACACAAGCGAGAGAGAGAGAGAGAGAGAGAGAGAGAGAGAGAGAGAGAGAUGUAGUGAAAGCACUGUGCUACAGUGUUGUUCCUCGCCAUGAACUUGCACAGCCUUGCUGAGCUGUAACUGUGGAAAACAUUCUAAUAACGCUUUGUGCUUUUUUCUCGGGCCUUCUCCGAAUUCCUGCGCCGUGGCGCCAUCUGCCCGUCCGUAACCCCCUGUCCGUGCGUCUCUCCGCCCCCCCCCCCCUCGGUAUUCGGUCAUUCCGAGCGUUCUCCUCGGGACGCUGUCCCGAAAGACGGGCAUCACGGAUACCGUGGGCAGGACGCACUUCGCAUUCCUGUGUGGUUCCCUCUUUACCCUGUCUGCCUAGACCGGGGGGCGUGGCGGGGCGGGGGGGGCACAACCAGGGCUGAUAUAUUUUGGGAUUUGAUGCCCACUUAGUUUUCUGCUCGUAAUUGUUGAAGUGGCCCACCGUUUCUGUGGUCUGACCUUUCUGAUGAAGCCAUGAGCAGCAGCCGCCACAGUCUGUAGACUUGUGCUUGGUGACGAGAACAUUCCACUGUGAUCCGACACGGGCGUGAACAGGCACCGUACAGCCGUUUAGUUAAAAUAAUUCUGGGGAAACCGCUGGGAGGAAAGCCAGGAUAAACCCCGGGCCUCCAGGAAUGAAGGUGUGAGCCCCUGGCAGGGACCCGCUUCCACACACAGCGCCUCCAGCACUCGCGUAUGAACGCCAAAUAUUACAGCGAACCGCUCCGCGCGGCACCAGCUCCGCUACACACUCCUCCAGUGACCUCACUUCCUGUGGGCUUCAGGCCCGCUGUGGAGAAUCGAGUCUGUUUCUGAAUUUAACGCCGACUUCGGCUCUUAAUUAUUUAAUUAGCUCAGUCGUCUAGCCUACGCGAGUGGGCAAUUUAGCUUCGUUUAUCAACAAAGAUGAAGGACAGCUGUUAGCUGUUUUUGUGUUCCAGUAUGAAGUGAAAUGUGUUGCUGGGGUCUACUCUGCGAGUGUGUGCGCCGGUGUGUUGAGCUAGUUUGCUAAUUCAGCCAGGAGUAACUGGGGUAACUGGUGGAAACGCAAAUCGGCAUCCACGCGACACUCUGGAAAUGGAAUUGCCUGUCCCUUGUGAUUGAGUCUCUACAGAGAGACAGGUGGUGGCGUUCAGUCCCCCCCCAAAAAAGUGGAUUAGCGAUAAUGUGAAAUACCGCCAUCCUGGUGCUUCGAUGGCCUCCCGUGGCUAGCAGCCAUGCUUCUCUGAAUGUUGGUUCACCCCCUCCGGUUGGCCUCCCCUUGUGAACACGCACCUGUAUAAACAGGUUGCAGAAUGGGGACAGGUGUGUACCUGAAGGUCAUGAGUCACCCUGGCCAAGAAUAUCGGCAAAUAAAAAUACGUAGCCCCGUGUACAUAAACGACCAGGUUGUCUAAACGUUGCGCUGUUGCACAAUGGGUGUGGUUUAUCCAUUUUUUUGCAGCUAUUGUGUAACAGUCUCCGGACCAUGAUGAGACCCCUCAUCCUGUGGCCUGGUUGCCUAGUAACCAAUCUGCACAUCCAUUUAGACCGGUUCCACACCCAACCCGUCCUGCUUGACCACUGCUCCGUCUCAGAGAAUAUACCUGAAUAUAUAUGUGAUUCUUUUCUCUUUUUUUAUUAUUAUUAUUAUUUUUUCUUCUUCUGAGUAAAAGUUCUCCAUGUAUCUGAAAGGUUGUUUUGAAAUCCCAAGUAACUUUUCUGGACAGGAGUGUUUCAGUUCAGACGCUUCAGGAAAUAACAAACCAAAUAUUGUUACUGACUACUGUAUAAAAACCUCAACAUGGUUUGUGUGUUUACUACCAUUUAUACUCAAUAAACUGUUCUGAUUUUA
Messenger RNA from Anguilla rostrata (American eel), 4716 nucleotides. RefSeq names its product EH-domain containing 2b (gene ehd2b). NCBI's taxonomy places the organism in Eukaryota, Metazoa, Chordata, Actinopteri, Anguilliformes, Anguillidae. The coding region runs from base 1130 to 2488 and encodes 452 amino acids. The transcript has 5 exons. Gene Ontology annotation, cellular component: plasma membrane; cytoplasm. The record is from RefSeq and is a predicted model, not a curated record. Gene Ontology annotation, molecular function: GTP binding; calcium ion binding; protein binding. Gene Ontology annotation, biological process: endosomal transport; endocytosis.